Prunus persica (peach) is the source of this 3671-nucleotide messenger RNA. RefSeq names its product disease resistance RPP8-like protein 3. Gene Ontology annotation, molecular function: ADP binding; ATP-dependent diacylglycerol kinase activity; ATP hydrolysis activity. The record is from RefSeq and is a predicted model, not a curated record. Lineage: Eukaryota; Viridiplantae; Streptophyta; Magnoliopsida; Rosales; Rosaceae. The transcript has 13 exons. Gene Ontology annotation, biological process: signal transduction; defense response to other organism. Bases 719 to 3358 code for a protein of 879 amino acids.
UACUCCUCCUUGCCGUAAGGAGGUACUCCUCCUUGCCGUAAGGAGGUACUCCUCCUUACCUACUAAUGUGACUCAAGCACAAAUUAACACUCAUCUUUUCUUUUUCUUUUUUUAUUCUCAAAUGUACAUUUAUUUUUCACUUUAAUUAUUCUUAACAAAAGGGACAUGUGUCAGAUUGUGGCUGAGCCACAUCAGUAGGUAAGGAGAGUUCCUACUUAUGGGCAAUGAGGGAAGCAUUAUCCCAAAAAAUUGAAGAAAUUUGACAAGGGUCAAAACCCCAUUUGUUUGGAGGAGGAACUCCUACUCAGUUUUAAGAAGCCAAGCUUUUUCCAACGUUGUGUUAAUUGGUGAAACGACAUGGUAAACCCAAACCUGCAAAUUUUGGUAAACGAUCAUGUAGCUUCAGAAAUUGCUACCUCUAUUGGAAACAAAAUUAACUAAUAAAAAGAAACAAACUUUUUUACUAUUACUCUUCGAGGAUGCUCUUAGCUGACAAUCACAGUUCAAAAGGCAAAUAAAAAGAAAAGGGGAAAAGGAGAAAAGAAAAAGCUCAUCAUACUCCUUGGUAGUCCUAGAAGCAAAGAACAAUGGCAAAAGAAAUAUAUAUAAUUCCCCACUCUUUUCGAACAAUUAUUCAGUGUCAAUUAGUCUUAAUAUUAAAAUUGUUAAACGUGGGUUGGUGAAUAAUGAUAGAACUAGAGAUCAAAGCACUGAAAGAAUGGCAGGGGAUGUUGCUCAAUUUCUCCAGAAAAAGUUCCUGGCAUCUCUUAGCGAGACAGAGUCUGAAUUAUCAGGUGCUGUUCUCAUUUCUGAUUUGGGAGCAAUCAAAGAUAUUGUAAUAUCUAUAGAUACUCGAAGACUUACCGGAGAUUACUACUGUCGAUUUAUCUCUGUGCUCCUGGACCUCACCGAAGCUUUGACCAAGUGCCAGGUCUUCUCACAUGAGUGGAAGAUGCAUAGUCAUCGCAAGACUCAUUUAGCAGUCUUCAACCAUUUGAGUUUGAGGAAGAUUUGUUUCGUGUGGAAGAUGAAGAAGCGUCUGGCUGCAAUAAAACGUAUCUUCGAGGCUGAGUUUAUGAAAAAGGAAGAAAGAAUUUAUAACUUGAGGGAAUCAUCAAGUCGUCCUUAUCCUGAAGAGAAUUUAGAGAGCGAACUACCUGUAGUGGAGGGUGAAGUUGUGGGAUUUGAUGAGCAAUUAUGGAAGAUUAGGAACUUUCUUUUAAAACCAUCGCCGUCGUCAGGUGCUGGAUUUGCGGCAGUUGGGAUACUGGGCAUUGCAGGCGCAGGUAAGACCACUCUGGUGCGCGAGUUUUUGAGUUGGUGGAUAGUGCGAGGUGAAUUUUCUCCUAUAAUUUGGUUAUGCUUGUCGAAUAUAAUCAAAGAAAAUAAACAAGGAGAAGAAGAAAUUGAGGUCAGCAUUGUGAAAUGUAUGCUUAGUAAGCUGGACCAUGAUGCCGUUGUCGAUGGAGAUGACAUCAUCCAGGAGGAGGAGAAGACAAUAAGAAGUAAUAAUUCUGGUCAUCUCCUUGCUGCGCUCUUGGAAAGGCUCAACCAAGGUUUAUCAGAUAAAAGGUAUUUGAUUGUGUUGGAUGAUGUGUGGCACAUGAACGAUUUCUACUCAGAUUUAGGACAUCUACUUGAGGUUCAGGAAGUUGGGGAUCGCUUGUCGCACGGAUUGCCUAAGGGUAGUGGUGGUGCGGUCAUCGUCACUAGUAGGAUACCGGAAGUGGUUGAAGCUAUGGUGGUACCGGCGGAGGGGUCAGAUCAACAUUAUAACAGCUUGAUUAUUCGUCUUGAGCCUUUGGACAGACAAAGCUGCUGGGGUAUAUUUAAGGACACUGUUUAUGGUUAUCUUCCUGAUUUUGAAUAUCAACAACAUUUGGAAAAGGUUGAGAUUGAAAUUAAGGAUCUAUGUGAUGGUCUACCAUUGGCCGCUAGGACACUCGCAGAAAUCAUGUCCCAUAAGUCCCAUAGUUUACGGUGGACUUCUCCGCCCUACCGCAAAUCUGAGGAGUUGCUUCAAUUACCUGAUUUCUUCUUCGGUAUCCCAAUUGGCAGGAGGACUUAUCCGCCCUACCGCAAAUCUGAGGAGUUGCUUCAAUUACCUGAUUUCUCCUUCGGUAUCCCAAUGUUGGUGUUUAUUGAUAUGCGACGAGAAGAAGAACUGAUUUAUAAAUUUGGCAACCACCUUUAUAGCGACCAGGUUUUUGGUGUACUACUGGAAGAACCAAAUAUGUAUAAUAAUCCUGAGACGGUGUUAAAGGAUGUUUAUGGUACUCUAGAAAAGCUUAAGCAAAAUGGUUAUUAUGGUUUUGCUUCUGAAAUUCAAAAGAAGAUGAGGAUUAUAGUUGUUGGCGAAGAUUAUGUUGUAAAUUGGAUUUUGGGAGUUAUCUGUGAUCUUAAAUUGCCAGAGUCACCCUCCAUUGCUCCGGUACCACCACCGACUUCAAAAUGGGGCUCGAACUGGUACAAUGAGCACCAAUAUGGAAUCGCUGCUUCGUUUGGAUGGAAGAAAAUUUCAAAUAUAUCACCGCUGCGAUCGUACCUUGUUGACGUAGCACUGGCAAAACCGAUGAGAAUUGACAGGUGCCAUGAGAGUUUGAACCUAAAACCAUCCAGUAUACAAGUCAAUGUCAUUUUUCCACUAAGCUGGCAUUGUCUCAUUAGGAUGAAACACACUCAAUCUUCUACAAGUCAACAAGAAAAACCAUAUUCUUCUUUUAUGGACCAAUUACCACAUUAUUUGCAUGAGGUUGGAGAUGUUGGAAAAGCGGAUAAUCCAAUAUUACACGGACGAUUUUGGUACUACUUAAUGUUGGCUGAAGUUCCUUAUGCGAUGGAGAUCCUACUUUUUAGGGAUUUCUGGAACUGGGACGACCUAACCUCAGUUGCAAUAGUAAAGGUGUUGAAUCAUCUUGGCCAGUGGGAAAUACUUCACAUUCCUGGAAGAAUGAAUUCAAUUUGUUGUCUUAACUUACCUAUCUUUGGUCCAAGAGAUGAUCGUUGGGUGACAAUAAAUACGAUGGAAGAUGGAAAAACACCCACGAACCUAUCUUUCAUAGACGAUAGAUGCCUCAAAGUUAUCGGUUCCAUAAAGCGAUAUUCGGACGAUGGCAGAGACCGGACUCUCCUUGAUCAGGUACGAGGAAUUCGCUUCGAGUUUAUUAAGGGUGCAGAAGGGUAUGCGAGAAUAACUAUUGAUGGAGCACCAGAGUUUGAUAUCCCUACUGAUGAAUUGGCUGAGAUUGAAAUCUCUUACCACGGUCAAGUCAACAUUCUUGCCGGUCCAAAUUGCCCAGCAAAAAGUAUCCAUCUCUCCUCACAAUCCAGUGUUUCCCAAGCUAACGCUAAGGAUUAGUCUGAAAGACGUAAGAAAUUUAAUGCAACAGCAGCAAGUCUAGGCUUGAGUUUGCUUGAUUGAUUGAUGCUCGCUGCUUUAACUCAUCAGUUUGAGAUUAUUCAGUUUUUAGCGCACACUUUCAAAAUCCCCUGCUUUAACUCAUCCUAUAUAUCUUUCUUUAUAUUUUAGUUUCUCCAACUCUCCUUGAAGUUGUGGAUGUGAAGAAACAGACUAGUGAAGUAUUUACGUUGUGUUGUGACUUUGGCAUAUAUGAUAUAUCCUGCCAAGCUUAGCCAAGCAGAGCAUAACAUGAAUAUAUUUUAUUUAUUUA